Messenger RNA from Ipomoea nil (Japanese morning glory), 723 nucleotides. Its product is annotated as H/ACA ribonucleoprotein complex subunit 2-like protein. NCBI's taxonomy places the organism in Eukaryota, Viridiplantae, Streptophyta, Magnoliopsida, Solanales, Convolvulaceae. The coding region runs from base 150 to 623 and encodes 157 amino acids. The transcript has 4 exons. Gene Ontology annotation, biological process: rRNA pseudouridine synthesis; snRNA pseudouridine synthesis. Gene Ontology annotation, molecular function: box H/ACA snoRNA binding. Gene Ontology annotation, cellular component: nucleolus; box H/ACA snoRNP complex. The record is from RefSeq and is a predicted model, not a curated record.
UUUGGUCCAUCUUCGACCCACCUUAAAGGCUUAAACCCUAAAAAUCGAACCUCUGGUCGCGCAUAAACCCUAGCUCCGUUGCCACAGAGAGAGAGAGAGAGAGAGAGAGAGAGAGAGAGAGAGAGAGAGAGAGAGAGAGAGAGAAAGAGAUGGGAAGCGACAGCGAAACAGAGAAAACUGCGCAAAAGGAGAGGGAGAAGAAGAAGGUCUUGGCCCUCGCCCCUAUUGCAAAACCCUUAGCCGGUAAAAAGCUCAGCAAGCGCACUUUCAAACUCGUCCGACGAGCUGCGGAGCUCAAGUGCUUGAAGAGAGGUGUGAAGGAGGUGGUCAAAAGCAUUCGUCGUGGCCACAAAGGGUUUUGUGUGAUUGCUGGGAACAUAUCUCCAAUUGAUGUGAUCACCCAUGUUCCUAUCCUAUGUGAAGAAUCUGAUAUACCAUAUGUUUAUGUUUCGUCAAAAGAAGAUCUUGCAAAUGCAGGAGCUACAAAAAGGCCAACAUGCUGCGUAUUGGUGUUAACCAAGCCUGCUAAGGGAGAACUCAGCCCGGAGGAUCAAGAAAAAUUGAAAGGAGAUUAUGAUCAGGCUGUGACCGAAGUUCGCGAGCUAACAUCAUCUAUGUUUUGAAAUUUUAUGGUUUUGAUGUUUGUACUUAGAAAUGUACUCUGCUUCAUUUGUUAGUGAUUGCUAAACUAUCUUCUUUUUAAUCUGGUUUGCUUGCUGGGAA